CACUAGCAAGACAAAGGCGCCUAGGCACAUAGCUAAAACAAAGCCGCGCGAGCUCAAAACGCUCCAGCGACAAGUAGAAUGAUCCUCACAAACUGCGCCGCCUGCGCUGCCCCGCUCCCACACCCGGCGAAGCAAUGCAGCCGCUGCAAGACCCUCUACUGCGGUCCAGCUUGCCAAAAGCAGCACUGGGACGGCGGGCACAAAGACCUCUGCAAAAAAAUAAAAAAAACAGGCGGCGCUGAGCCGUACAACGCAAAUAAGAAGUACUCGGAGGCGGUCACGGUCGCGGUCGAGAAGUGCGCGGACGAUACGAAGGGCCAGACUUGCUUCAUCUGCACGCAGGCCCUCCACUGGAAAACGAAGGAGGGCCUCGUACGCGGGUGCGCGUGCCGCGGGACGGCGGGCCUCGCGCAUGUUUCGUGCUUGGCGGAGCAGGCGAAGAUUUUGUACGCGGAGUCCGAGGAGAACAAUUUGACCUUUAAGGUGCAGAAUGAGAGGUGGAAACGGUGGUACUCGUGUAGCUUGUGCGAGCAAGAUUACCACGGCGUCGUGCGGUGCGCACUCGGGUGGGCGUGCUGGAAGACGUACGUUGGUCGGCCGGAGGCGGACUGGGCUCGGGGAGCCGCGAUGACGGAGCUGGGACUCGGUCUAUCCGCCGUAUACCAGCACGAGGAUGCGUUGUCCGUGGGAGAGGCCGAGUUGUCUACGCUGCGGCGCCUUGGCGGUACACCAGACAACAUUCUUUCCGUGAUGAGCAAUCUUGCGUGCACGUAUGAACUGAUUGGACGAAGUAACGAGGCCCUGUCCCUGCGAAAAGAUGUAUACUCUGGACGUUUGAAGCUCGACGGCGAGGAAGAUAUCCUCAACGCAGCCAACAACUACGCGACGUCCCUUGCUGCGCUAAAGCGCUUCGAAGAAGCCAAGUCGCUGAUGCGCAAAACGGUUCCCAAGGCGCGAGGCGUUCUCGGAGAGGCUCAUGAGAUCACGCUCGGCAUGAUGCAGAAUUAUGCGAUGGCGCUCUACAUGGACGAUGGCGCCACGCUCGACGAUCUCCGCGAAGCCGUGACGACGCUCGAAGAGACAGGACAGAUGAGGCGGCGCGUGUUUGGUGGCGCGCACCCGCUCACACAGAACCUUGAGCGCGGCCUGCGAAAGGCGCGAGCCGUGCUCCGCGCCCGCGAAGGAGACGACGUGAGCUCCGUCUGCGACGCGGUGGAAAAGAUGACGCCGGGCGACGCGUAGUAAAAACGACAAACAAAAACCCUAGUACAACACAAAACUUACC
Molecule: messenger RNA, 1285 nt
Organism: Pelagomonas calceolata
Lineage: Eukaryota; Pelagophyceae; Pelagomonadales; Pelagomonadaceae
Source: the annotation of a GenBank genome assembly